AUGCUUUUCAAGGCCAUCACCGUCACAGCUCUUGCGGCUCUCUCCCUAGGUUUACCUGCGCCUCAGCUUGGUGGCGGCAACAGUGGUCUCGAUCAAAGUGGUCAGAGCGCCGCCGGUCAAAUCCCGGAUCAGGGUCGGGGACAAGGUCAGGGACAAGGCUUCGUCCUCGGAGGCUUCGGUGGUGGCGCCGGCAAGCUCGCAGACCAGAGCGGAGCCGAAACCGUGCCCCCCUUCAUCCCCCAUUUCACCUCAACCUCUACCAUCACCGGCCUCGCAACUCCCACCGACUACAUCAAGAGGGCCGCAGUCACUCCUAGCGGCAUUCCCAGUGGCCUCCCUCCGCUCCCUCCAUUCAUUUCGUCUCUUUACAUCUCCAUCCCCACCUCUUUCCCUCCUAUCACCGCCGGUUUACCUACUAGCCUCUUCGGUAGCUUCCCAACCGACUUCCCUUCUGGCGCCCCUACCGGUUACCCCACCCCCCCUUCCGUUCCUCACGUCAGCGGCUCGGUACAAUCUGGACUCCCCGAGGUACCCGUCCCCACCAGCUGGGCUGUUUAG
This is a messenger RNA of Hypoxylon trugodes, 558 nucleotides long. RefSeq lists its product as uncharacterized. Bases 1 to 558 code for a protein of 185 amino acids. The transcript has a single exon. NCBI's taxonomy places the organism in Eukaryota, Fungi, Ascomycota, Sordariomycetes, Xylariales, Hypoxylaceae. The record is from RefSeq and is a predicted model, not a curated record.